This is a messenger RNA of Fundulus heteroclitus (mummichog), 3486 nucleotides long. RefSeq names its product complement component 6 (gene c6.2). Gene Ontology annotation, molecular function: protein binding. Gene Ontology annotation, cellular component: membrane attack complex. The record is from RefSeq and is a predicted model, not a curated record. The coding region runs from base 343 to 3150 and encodes 935 amino acids. NCBI's taxonomy places the organism in Eukaryota, Metazoa, Chordata, Actinopteri, Cyprinodontiformes, Fundulidae. Gene Ontology annotation, biological process: immune response. The transcript is spliced from 18 exons.
UUUGCAUCUCAGCAGUCUGGAAACUCCAGAGCUCCUUCUCUUCCCGUAACAACCAGGAGCAAGAGAGUUAAAUCCUCUGAUAAGGAGUUUUACAUCUAAAUUGUUGACGUGCUUUUAGACACUGAUUGGUCGGCAUGAACUCAUAAACAAGAUUCCCCUGAGGAUCCCUGCGGGUUUAUAACCGACCCCAACAGACGGCUCCGACACAGAUCUGCCUGCAGCGCAGAGGUCAUCAGUUCUCAUUUCACUCCCAGCAGACUAAAAUUGCAGCAGGUAUCUUUCAAAAUUCCUGCAGCAGAGGACCUCAGUUCAUCUGAGGUGAAAACAGGUUGAGGUCCAGCGAUGGCUCCUUCCAGCAGCUUGAUGCUGCUGCUGCAGCUCCUCAGCUGCAUGUCGGGCAGCCUGGCCUGUUUCUGCGACCGAUACCCCUGGAGCCCCUGGUCCAUCUGCACCAACACCUGCAACUACGGCACUCAGACCAGAAGCAGGACCUUUCAGUACGAUGAGUAUUAUUGGAAGAACAGCUGCCAACAAAUGUGUCCCAGAUUUGACACCAGAGGUUGUAACGACCAGGCGUGUCCCAUAAACUGCAUCCUGACAGAGUUCAGCCAGUGGUCCGACUGCUCGCCCUGCGCCAAGAAGCAGUUUCGGACUCGGUCUGUUGUGAGGCCUUCCCAGUUCGGUGGAUCAGAAUGCAGCCAAGAGCUGACGGAGGAAAGGCCUUGCUACCCUUCCAAAGAGUGCCAGUUACCACCUGUGGACUGUAAAGACCGCUUCAAGUGUGAAAAUGGGCGCUGCAUCGACUCAACGCUGACGUGUAACAAACAGAACGACUGUGGGGAUAACUCAGAUGAGAGGGACUGCGGCACCUUUAAAAUCGUCUGUCCCACUGAGAAGAGAGUGGCCCCUGGGGCUGAUCUGGUUGGAAAUGGUUUUGAUGCCCUGGCAGAGGCGUCGAGGGGAGCGGUGCUGGACAACAUGUUUAUGGGAGGAAGCUGCAUCAUCAAGCGGCCGCAAAGCACUACCCUCUACCAUCGAGUUCCACACAACUUUAAAACCUUUGAGAUUAAGGUUGGGGUGGUGGAAGACUUCAGCACGGACCCCCAGCCGCUGGUGUCUGAGUCCAUCGAGACCAAGAGAACUUCUGAAAUGGAACGAGGCACCCAAGAUCCAACAGGCUUUCUGUUUCUUUUAUUUUACUUACAUCGUUCUUCCAGGUCAAACCUUGUCUCUAGCAAGGAAGCCUUUGAGGCUUCAAAGAAAAAGGACUCCAAGUUUUUCCGAGUGCAUCAAAUUCUACCGGUUUCCACGUUUACGGUGAAGGAUCCUCAGGACGUUGUCCUUUCGCUGCCAUUCCUCCAGUUCCUUCAUGCUCUCCCUCUCGAUUACAACUACGCCCUCUACAGGGAAAUCUUCCAGCGCUUUGGCACACACUACUACAGCUCAGGAAAACUGGGAGGCCACUAUGACCUACUGUACCAGUACAGCCGAGAGGAGCUGAAAAGUUCAGGUGAAACAGAAGAGCACAUCAAAGGCUGCCUGAGGCGAGAUACCGGCUGGACUGUAAUUCUCUACACUGAAUACAGCAGCGUAUCCAGAUGCACAAAUAACCGGAUGACUGAAAAAUAUCAUGGGUCGUACAUCCAGGCCUCAGAGAAAUCCUUCUCCAUGACAAGAGGCGGUCGAGUCAGGGAGGCGUCCGCUCUAACCUGGGAAAGACAAGGUCCUGCUCCGGACAAGACAUCCUACAAGAACUGGGCCAAGUCUGUGCUUGAAAACCCUGACCUGGUGGAUUACAAGUUGCUUCCCAUCAUAGAUCUAGUGCAGGGAAUUCCCUGUGCUGUCACAAAGAGGAGAAACCUGAGGAAGGCUCUGCUGCAAUACCUGGAGGAUUUUGAUACCUGCAAGUGUGCCCCCUGUCCCAAUAAUGCCAGGCCGGUUCUCUCCGGUACCGAGUGCAAGUGUGUUUGCCAGACAGGAACUUUCGGUACCAACUGUGAGAAAAGGGCACCUGACUUCACAUCAGAGGCAGUGGAUGGUUAUUGGAGCUGCUGGGGGCCGUGGAGUGGCUGUGGGGGCUUCAUGAAGAGACAUCGAACGAGGAAGUGCGACAACCCUGCUCCCCUCAGAGGAGGUCAACCCUGCGAUGGUCCGAACAGAAUGGAGGAACCAUGUUCCGUCUCCCUUUUUGAAAGGCAGGAGUCCUGUGACAAUGAUGACGACUUCACUGUGGGAUGGAAGGAUGAGCUGCCGCCUGGGGUGGAGGGCUGUUUGAGACCCCAAAGGCCGACGAACAGCUUCCUAAGGAAAUCUAAACAGUAUUACAGCUUUGGUGAGGAUGAGGAGUUCCAGUGCUUCACCGGCUUUGAACUGGAGGGUUUCCAGUUCAUCAACUGUCUUCCAGACGGAACCUGGAGUCAACCAACAGGGAGAUGCAUCAGGAAGCUUUGUGUUGCUCCAGAGGUCCCAGAGAACAUGGAGCUGUAUCCCGCCAAAGCAGUGUACCGGGUGGGCGAAUCGUUUGGCUUUAACUGCAACGAGACGGGCCUGAUGCCGAUGCCCAGCGGCAUCUACAGGUGCAGCAGCAAACUCACCUGGGAGCCGCCGAUCCCUGCAGAGCUCCGCUGCACAGACGAGCAACCCUUUGUUCCCGGGGAUCAGUGCGGCCCAGGGCAGAAGCUGCAGGGAUCUCGCUGUGUCUGCAUCGAACGGGAGAGCUGUCUUUCACAGUCGGCGAGUCUCUGCAUCCUGAACGUAAACCUGGAUGUAGCCGUGUCGAUGUCGCUGUGCUCCUUCCACGCGGGCCGUUGUCACGGCGACCCGCUCUUCUUCAUCAGCGAAGGCCUGUGUGACUCGGUCGAACCGUCCGUGCUGAACAAGGCCAAGUUCAGAGCCAAGAUGUCGCCUCAGAGCUCUUUGCACGUGCCCUGCAACCUGGACACCUGCUACGAAUGGGAGACCUGCACCGCCUCCAAAAAGUGCCAGUGCAAAACUGCUCUGGAAUGCGCCAGAACCUCGGACCACAUGUUCUGCGUGAAGCGGAAAGGGACCCAGGUGACCCGAAGCUUGAGCCUCUGCGCUCUGGGAGCCACCACAUGCAUCGGUUAUGAGUUUGAAAUUGUCAAUGAGGGUGUUUGUGCAACAAGAUGAUGGUCCAACUAAACUUCCUGCAGCUCUGUGCUCUAAUUUUACUACAAGUGAUGUUUAAAAAAAUGAGUUAAAAGCUUUUUGACGAUAGUUAUGCAUUGUUGUUUGUCCUGUGUGUGUCUCUGCGUGGCCCUGUGAUGGACUGGCGACAUGUUGAGGGGUUUUUUCUGGCUCUGGCCCAAUGACCGCUGGAGAUAAGCACCAUCCCCCACGCCUCUGCAGGAAUGAGCCAUUAUAGCGAUGCAUGGAUGCACACGGAUAGUUUAAAUCAUUUAAAUCUGUCUCACAAUGUUCUGUUUUUACUCUGCAGUGCAAAUAAAACUUGAUGUUGAAAAAGAA